AUUCUUCGUCCCUUUCUCUCGCCUUCACCGAAUUAGGGUUUACAGGUCCCUUCUCUCUCGUCAAUUAAUCAGACAUGGGAGGAGGCAACGGUCAAAAAGCCAAAAUGGCUCGCGAAAAGAACUUGGAGAAGCAGAAGGCCUCCAAAGGCAGCCAAUUGGAUUCAAACAAGAAGGCCAUGUCGAUUCAGUGUAAGGUAUGCAUGCAAACAUUCAUGUGCACAACAUCUGAGGUGAAGUGCAAGGAGCAUGCUGAGGCAAAACACCCAAAGUCUGAUCUAUAUGCGUGCUUCCCUCAUCUUAAAAAGUGAUCAAGCUGGGGGAGAAGCGCCAUUUAGACUGAUGGCAAGUAUCAGCUAUCAUCAGUAUGUGAAGCUUCAACUUCUAUUAUUUUGAAGUUAGGACGGUGUGAGGGUGAGGGAGUAAUGAAUCUUCGUGUCUUUUUAUAUUGAGAAUUGAUUGAUUCCUGCAUCUCUGUAAAAGGAUCCUGAAUGGAGGUGAUCGCUUUUCAAAUUUGGUUAUAAUGAAAAUGUUCCGUCUCU
Rubroshorea leprosula is the source of this 539-nucleotide messenger RNA. NCBI's taxonomy places the organism in Eukaryota, Viridiplantae, Streptophyta, Magnoliopsida, Malvales, Dipterocarpaceae. The record is from the annotation of a GenBank genome assembly.